AUGCCUUACAACACCAACGCCAUCCCUCCAAGAAAGGAGGUAACAGGCCAGCCGGCUCUACCUCUGGCCCGCGUGAAGAAGAUCAUCGCCACAGACCCAGACAUUGGCAUCUGCUCAAACAAUGCUGCCUUCGUCAUCACACUCGCAACUGAGAUGUUCAUCCAAUACCUCGCCAACGAGGGCCAGAACAUGGCCAAGAUGGACCGCAAACCCCGCCGCAACGUCCAGUACAAGGAUCUCGGUAAGCUUCUCCUCUUCCUCAACCUCCUCUCAGAGAGAGAAACGAAACUAAAACCUGCGUCCCCUGAAGCAAACGCCGUCAACCACCACGACAACCUCGAAUUCCUCGAGGACGUCAUCCCAAAGACUAUCCCCUACAAGAAGAUCAAGGACCAAGCCGCAAUCUCCCGCGCGAACCCCAGAAAGGCCGACUCGGAACCUAAGAAGCGCCAGUCCACCACCAACGGCGUCAACGGCACCGCUGCUGGCCCCGCUGCCGCUGCUGCUGCCAUGCAGGACGACGACCCCAACGCCCAGCUUGAGGCUGAGGCCCGCCAGGCUGACGGCGACGUCGAUAUGACCGGUUGA
Molecule: messenger RNA, 588 nt
Organism: Colletotrichum aenigma
Lineage: Eukaryota; Fungi; Ascomycota; Sordariomycetes; Glomerellales; Glomerellaceae
Gene: DPB3-1
Product: DNA polymerase epsilon subunit C
Exons: 3
Coding region: 1-588 (195 amino acids)
Cellular component (GO): nucleus; CHRAC
Molecular function (GO): protein heterodimerization activity
Source: RefSeq, a predicted model, not a curated record